CGACAGAGACAGAGUGGCAAGUGUCGACACUGUCGACGUAUCCAAGAUGGCGAGCACGGUAAACGAAAUUACGGCACAGGCGAACGAAAAUAUAACGGAAUACCAAAAUGCAACUACAGCGAGAGUACCGUCGACACCCGAGGGAAUGGCGAUCGCUUAUGGCAGCAUCAUUAUUAUGGCCAUCCUGCCGAUUUUCUUCGGUAGCUACCGUGCGGUCAAGCACCAUAAGGAACAGCAGCAAUUGUAUAAAACGAGUGGUGAACAGCCUGACACCAUGUCUCGCAGAGAAGCUGCUAUGUUUCCUCUUAUCUCCAGUGUUACAUUAGUUGGCUUGUAUAUAUUAUAUAAGGUAUUUGCAAAAGAGUACGUUAAUCUGAUAUUAGCCGGAUAUUUCUUCUUUCUGGGUAUUCUAGCCUUGUGUCAUCUUACGAGCCCAUUGAUUUCAUCGUUGGUGCCUGCUGCGAUCCCAAAGACGCAGUAUCACAUUUUAUUUACAAAAGGAAAGGAUGAUAAAGAGGAGCAUAUAAUUAAUUACAAGUUUAAUCUUCACGACAUUGUGUGCCUCAUCUGUUGCUCAUUCGUGGGUGCCUGGUACCUUCUGAAAAAACACUGGAUAGCUAACAAUCUCUUUGGCAUAGCCUUUGCCAUUAAUGGAGUCGAAUUAUUACAUCUUAACAAUGUCGUGACUGGAUGCAUUUUACUGUGUGGUCUUUUGUUUUACGAUGCUUUUUGGGUGUUUGGUACAGAUGUAAUGGUGACAGUCGCAAAGUCCUUUGAAGUGCCCAUUAAACUUGUGUUUCCACAAGAUCUUUUGGAAAAGGGCUUGAACGCUGAUAAUUUUGCCAUGUUAGGAUUAGGUGACAUUGUAUUGCCUGGUAUCUUUAUCGCGUUGCUUUUGCGAUUCGACAACAGUUUGAGCAGGAAGACCAACGUCUACUUUUAUUCCACAUUUUUUGCGUAUUUCAUGGGAUUACUCGCCACCAUGAUGAUUAUGCACUUAUUUAAUCACGCACAACCUGCUUUGCUAUAUUUGGUACCUGCGUGCAUAGGCACGCCAUUGCUCUUAGCGUUAGUCAAGGGAGACCUGAAGGCAUUGUUUUCGUAUGAAGAUCAUCCGUCGCCACCUAUGAACGCGGCGCAACAAUCGGAGCAAACCCAAGUAGAAGCGAAAAAGGAUAAAUAAUAGCCUGAUGCAUAAGAUGCGCUGUGUGCGUUGUGACAUUAUCCUGUACGUAUCUUUCGACGUCAUCAUGCGUACAUGGAAAAGGAGAAGGAAAUGAGUAAUAGUUCACGGUUCACAAGCUCAAGACGUACAAUCACACGCAUUGUAAAAUACAAUAGCUUAACUAUAUCUUGAAUAUGACUUGCAAGAUAUAUUCAUAUGAUACGAUUCACACGUAGCGUUCAUGGCUAUCGUUUCCCAUCUGAAGAAGAAGAAUCCAACCUAGACGUUAGGACUGUGAUAACCAAGAACGCAGUUUUAUUUGCAUGCAAAAGAGAUCUUUAUCACUCAUGUAUGGUAUUAAUGACCGACAUUUCGAGAUAGAUGAGAGGAAGACACACACUGUUGUUUGGAAAACGUUAAAGCUAGAGAGAGAGAGAGAGAGAGAGAGAGAGAGAGAGAAAAAUAGAA
Messenger RNA from Temnothorax curvispinosus, 1633 nucleotides. RefSeq names its product minor histocompatibility antigen H13. The record is from RefSeq and is a predicted model, not a curated record. Gene Ontology annotation, molecular function: aspartic endopeptidase activity, intramembrane cleaving. Gene Ontology annotation, cellular component: cytoplasmic side of endoplasmic reticulum membrane; membrane; lumenal side of endoplasmic reticulum membrane. The coding region runs from base 47 to 1183 and encodes 378 amino acids. The transcript has 6 exons. Lineage: Eukaryota; Metazoa; Arthropoda; Insecta; Hymenoptera; Formicidae. Gene Ontology annotation, biological process: membrane protein proteolysis.